This is a messenger RNA of Aureobasidium melanogenum CBS 110374, 174 nucleotides long. RefSeq lists its product as uncharacterized. The record is from RefSeq and is a predicted model, not a curated record. The transcript has a single exon. Lineage: Eukaryota; Fungi; Ascomycota; Dothideomycetes; Dothideales; Saccotheciaceae. The coding region runs from base 1 to 174 and encodes 57 amino acids.
AUGGCCCCGCAGUACAUGCCCGUACCCCUCUUAGAUCAUACAUACGCAGCGGUGAGCACUGCGAAUUCAAGCUUCGACUCUCCAGACUGGGACUGGUCGCGAAGCGACAUCUUGGACGGCGCAUACGUCCCAUACAUCUGCGAAGCCAUUCUAGUAAUACUAAUCUUCAUGUAA